UGGCUGACGAACUCCCAGCGUCUGCCCGCGCAGAAGCUCGACCUCGUCGUGGACCUCCCCGAGGGCAGGGGCCUCGUCGCGCGCGAGGACGUCAAGCGCGGGGAGCCGCUCCUGGAGAUUCCAGACGCGUCGCUCAUCACGGUCGAGCGCGCGGUGAAAGAGUCCAAGCUCGGCCCGAAACACGCCGAGCUCCAGGAGUGGAGCCUCCUCGCCGCGUUCCUCGCGGAGCAGGCGCUCGACAUCGAGAACGGGGACGAGAGCGGCGUCUUCGCCGCGUACGUCAAGGCGCUCCCGCGACGCACGGGCGGCGUCUUAGAUUGGCCAGAGGAGGACGUGAAGACCUUGCUCGCGGGGUCGCCGUCGCAGCGCGCGGCGUACGAGCGGCAGGCGUCCGUGGACGGCGCUAUCGAGGAGAUCCGCGCGGAGUUUCCCCAGCUCACCCCCGGGGCGCUGCGAUGGGCGUUCGACGUCCUCUUCUCGCGUCUGAUUCGACUCCCGAACCGCGGCGGCGAGCUCGCGCUCGUGCCGUGGGCGGACAUGCUGAACCACAAGCCCGGGUGCAACGCGUACAUCGACGACAGCGGCGGUAAGGUGUGCUUACAGCCGGACCGCGCGUACAAGCCCGGGGAGCAGGUGUUCGCGUCGUACGGCCAGCGCCCGAGCGCGGAGCUCUUGAUAUCCUACGGGUUCGCCCCCGAGGUCGGGGAGAACCCGGACGACGAGUACGAGAUCACCUUGGGGAUCGACCCGAACGACCGAUACGCGGACGCGAAAGCCGCCGCGCUGGAGAAGAUCGGGCUCAGACCCGUGGAGAGCUUCCCGCUGCGUUUGAACGGGUACCCGAAGCAGCUGCUGCAGUACGCGUCGUUCGCGUUGUGCGACCCGGACGACCCGAAAGAGCUCGAGGGGCUCGCGGAGAAGGCG
Molecule: messenger RNA, 924 nt
Organism: Micromonas pusilla CCMP1545
Lineage: Eukaryota; Viridiplantae; Chlorophyta; Mamiellophyceae; Mamiellales; Mamiellaceae
Product: set domain protein
Exons: 1
Biological process (GO): peptidyl-lysine monomethylation
Molecular function (GO): protein binding; protein-lysine N-methyltransferase activity
Source: RefSeq, a predicted model, not a curated record